ACAAUCAAUAAAAAAAUAACAAUAAGUGAGCAGAGUCAAUUAUGUGGUACGUGGACCUCGAAUUCGAAGUAUGAAAAUGCAGGAGAUUCCAACAUUUUCAAUGCCCUGUACAUUCUCUGGAACAAACAUUUCAAGUCACAAUUGUCGAGUGCGUAACUACCAGAAUUCAAUUGAAAUCGGAACCCAACACCGGUUGAUUAAGGUGGAAUGAUGUUAUAUAAAAGCAUAGGUUAGUUAGUACCACCGAAUCACAUCAGACACAGAGAAGAACAUGGAUUUCAGCAGCAUUAGAAUGUUGGCACAAGGUGUAUUUCUCUUCCUUGUUCUUUCGACCAUGGCAGAGGGGACAAAGCCCAGAACCAUUUUGGUCGGAGACUCCCAAGGUUGGCGUGCAGGCACUAACUACACGCAAUGGGCCAUUCAAAACAGCCCCUUCCACAUAAACGACACACUGGUGUUCAAGUAUCCCCCACCAGGAAAUUCGACGGUUACGCAGAGCGUGUACUUGCUCCCGAACUUGUGGAGCUACAUAACGUGCGAAUUCCGAGGAGCAAAGGUGUUGGGGAACGCAAGUGAAGGCGAUGACGAAGGGUUUAAGGUUGCAUUAAACGAGUCGAAGCCAUAUUACUUUGCCUCUGCAGAAGGCAACUCUUAUGACUGUCUCGCUGGUCUCACCAAGUUCAUCGCUGUUCCAUCAACACGCUCUACCCCUUCUUAGCCCAAAUUCAAUAAUUUCCAUUUCACUUUAUGUUUCUCUUUCUUCUAUCAUUUCACAUCUCAUCUUGUGUUCUGUCUUCUUUUCUUAAUGAAAUAAAACUGCAUUUGGUAAGCA
This is a messenger RNA of Vigna unguiculata (cowpea), 832 nucleotides long. RefSeq lists its product as uncharacterized. Gene Ontology annotation, molecular function: electron transfer activity. NCBI's taxonomy places the organism in Eukaryota, Viridiplantae, Streptophyta, Magnoliopsida, Fabales, Fabaceae. The record is from RefSeq and is a predicted model, not a curated record.